Molecule: messenger RNA, 411 nt
Organism: Cornus florida
Lineage: Eukaryota; Viridiplantae; Streptophyta; Magnoliopsida; Cornales; Cornaceae
Product: E3 ubiquitin-protein ligase At1g12760
Exons: 1
Coding region: 1-411 (136 amino acids)
Source: RefSeq, a predicted model, not a curated record
AUGGUUAUCAAAAGGUGGGUGGCUUUUAUAUGUAGUUUCAUCGGUCUAAGAUUGCGACGAAGAAUCAAAGACUCGUCAUCUUACGAGGCAGUUGCAUCCAUUAUUGAGGGCAGGGUUGUGGAGGGACCGAAUGAAUCUCGAGGAGGAGUACCUGCACGUAGGGAGGCUAUAAUUGAGGUUCGGCUGUGUUGUGUGUGUUUAUCGAGAUUGAAGGAGGGAGAGGAGACGCGGGUACUUCCCUGCCUGCAUGAAUUCCAUAGUGUGUGUGUGGAUAGGUGGUUUACUAUGUGUCGUAGAACAUGUCCAAUGUGCCGGUUUUCGAUGGAAGAAGAGAACUCUGAGAAGAGGGAGGAGUUAAUUACUGAGGAGAUGAUGAUUUGGUUUUCUUCCUUUCAUGUUGCUGGAUUCUGA